AUGACUGAUAGCACAAUAAUAUGUCCCUAUUGUAAAAAUAAUGCUUACUUCGAUCCAAGAUCAUCCUCAAGCUAUUGCAAGUCAAAUCUAUGCAAUGGCAUUGUUAUUGAAUAAGGAAAGAUUACCUAUGAAAAUGAGGUUAAUUUGCAUGAGGCUGAUGAACCAGGAAAAAAGUAAACUAGGUUUGGAGGAUAUGAAAAUAAAAGGGAUGCUUUUAAAAAUUAAAUUUGUGAAAUGCUAGGAAAAAGUGAUUCUAAGCAGAGAAAACAAUUUUAUGAGAAAUUUGAAGCUGGAGAACAUCAAAUUCAAAAAUUGUCUAGCAUUUUUAUGAUGAAUGAAGCAUUUACUAACGAUGCCAUCUCAAAAUACAGGUCUUUGAUGUUUGAUAAUGCGAAUGAUAUUGCCAACAAAAGCUUUUUGGCCUUAGCUGCUUUGGCUUACAACCUAACUAUUAAAGAAAGGAAGUCAUAGCGUAAUUAUGAUGAAAGAUUGAAUAAAAUUACAAUUGAACUUAUAGUUAAAUUUUGCUAAGUGACUCCUCAAUAAAUGGACUUAGUUACUAAGGCUUUAAAUAUGAAAAACUCAGGGGAUCCAGGAAAAUAAGACAUCUGCUAAAAGAUUGUUUAAAAAGUAAAAGAACACAAAUUGCCAUUUAAUGAACACGAAAACAUGGCAAUUUAUGAUAUCCCUCAUAGACUUAUGGAUAAUAGUAUUAUUAGAGGUGAGAAAACUUCAACAAUUGCAUGCGUUGUUGAAUACAUGGUCUCAUAACUAUCUGGCAAUCCUGAAUUAAAUAGGUUAACUCUAGAUUAACUUGCUUAAAUGAAUGAUGUAACAAAAGACACAGCUAAGAAAUUAUGGAAUACUAUCCUAGAAAAUUAAUGCUUGCAAAAUCAUAUUACUAGAUGGUAAGGAUAAAGAUCAAUUUCAGAGCUCAAACAUAUAACAUGAAAUAUAAAAUAAUAUUUAAAAUACAUAAUUAUUAUGAAUUUCAUACAAAA
Paramecium tetraurelia is the source of this 1001-nucleotide messenger RNA. RefSeq lists its product as uncharacterized. Lineage: Eukaryota; Ciliophora; Oligohymenophorea; Peniculida; Parameciidae. The transcript has 4 exons. The record is from RefSeq and is a predicted model, not a curated record.